AUGGCCGAUGGACGCCAAAUGCCAAUCGCUGAUUGGUCCAUUCCUUCUCGUGUGCGUUUCAGUCAGAAGAGCCUCGCGCAAAAAAUCCGCUGCCCAGCAGAAAAGAGGCGUCGAGUCUCUCAAGUCAUCAGAGUCCCGAGGGCGCGGUUGGAGGCGACCGCCGCGACCGUGCCGAUGGAGGAGUUCACCGGGCCGUAUCCGCGGCCGUUCUCGCGCGACUUUGAAGCGUGGUCCCGCGCGGUCACUCCCGCUCGCAUCGCGGAGCUUCGCCGCGACGGCUUCACGGUCGUCGACGACUUCCUCGGGGGCGGCGGUGCCGAGGGUGGCGCCGACGGUGACGAUGUGUCCUCGUCGUCCGGGAACGGCGACGCGUGGGCUCUGGCGCUGCGCGAGGAGAUCGAGUGGCUCUCCGCCAAGGACGGGGUGAUGCGUCCCAACCGCACGCACUUCGCCAACCCCAAGGGAGAGAGGUUCCUGUUCGCCAAGCCCGGCAUCGUCGAGGCGGACAUGCACGACGAUGCCGUCGCGGCGGUCGUCCCCGAGCUUCGCGCGUUCUUCGAGGCCGCCGCCACGAGGUUCGCGGACGCGUUCGACCCUAAAACCAAGGAGGACGCGUCGGUGCCGCAGCGGGAAGGAGGAGGAGGCGCCAAACCCGAUUUCACGUACUCGUACGCGCUGUCCAGAGGCGACGGCGCGAGGACGGUCAAAGUGCAGAGGAACGACGGCACCGGCGGUUGCUUCCCCGCGCACUACGACAACCCGGGCCCGCCGUCCAAGCGCGCGCUCACCUGCAUCCUGUACCUGAACCCCCACUGGCAAACGGGCGACGGGGGCGAGCUGGACCUCGUGCCGUUCUGCGCCACCCCCACGCGCGUGGCGCCGAGGCUCGGUCGGUUGGUCGCGUUUUUGUCGGAUAGGAUACUGCACCGCGUCGCGCCGGCGCACAAGACCCGGCACUGCUUGACGGUGUGGGUGGACGGCCCGGACGUGAACGCGCCGAAGGAGUGCGGGUUGAGCUUACCCCCGAGCGCGAUGGCGGACGUGCCGGGGACGGCGAGGGCGCUCCGCGCGAGCGCGUCGCAGAGGGUGAUCAGCAGGUGGUGCUACCCGGACGAGUACGAGUCUUCCUUGAGGGAGUGCAUGAGGGACGCGGAGGGCGGAACGCAGAUGGUGGAGAGCCACCUCGCGCACAUGGCGAAGCUGUGGGACAACCCGCCGCUUCGUAAGCUCGUCGACGCGCUCAGGGAACACAGGCGGAACGUGGAGGGGAAGCUGACGGUGGUGGGUUAA
Molecule: messenger RNA, 1290 nt
Organism: Micromonas commoda
Lineage: Eukaryota; Viridiplantae; Chlorophyta; Mamiellophyceae; Mamiellales; Mamiellaceae
Exons: 1
Coding region: 1-1290 (429 amino acids)
Biological process (GO): cellular response to hypoxia
Molecular function (GO): ferrous iron binding; peptidyl-proline dioxygenase activity; L-ascorbic acid binding
Source: RefSeq, a predicted model, not a curated record